Adineta ricciae is the source of this 1020-nucleotide messenger RNA. The record is from the annotation of a GenBank genome assembly. NCBI's taxonomy places the organism in Eukaryota, Metazoa, Rotifera, Eurotatoria, Adinetida, Adinetidae.
AUGGCAGCGAAAACGGGUCGCUUGGCGUCUAAACCUGGACUUUGGAAAAUCUUUCUACUAGCUGCUAUUUUCCUUGCAUUGGUUGCUUUCAUUCUAGGUUGGAUUGGCUUCGGUGUACCUCAAUGGCAAUGGCUCCAACGCUCAAAUACAUCAUCAGUUACAGAGUAUUACGGACUUUGGGCAUAUUGUCAAGAUCAAACAACGGGCACUGUUUGCAGACAUUGGUCAGAUGCCGCUGAUCAACUGUUUAACGGCAGUCGACCAAGUUUUAUCUCUACGAGCGAAGGUCUUAUUACUACUGGCAUGAUAAUGCUUUCUCUUGGUCUUGUUGCAGGAUUGUUCUCCUUAAUUCUUCCGUUACUAUGUUACUUAGCUGGAAUUUUAAUGUUUCUAGCAUUUCUUUUUAUUGUUAUUGGAGUACCAAUAUUCGGUACAAAAUCAAAUGAUCUCUCCUCCUCAAGAGGUGAUGUUAGCUAUGGAAAACGUUACGGUUUCGGACUUAUGAUUGCAACAAUUGUGUUAUCAUUUAUUUCCAUGCUUCUAUUUCUUAUAGCUGGUUUUCUUUAUCAACGUUUUGGUUUCGGUAAUAUCGCAUCACGAAGCAAGAUUCGUGUUGGUCAACAGCAGCUUGGUGGUUACAAUGUCAUUAACAGACCACCGUAUGGAUAUCCACAACAACCGUAUGGAUAUCCACAACCACCGUAUGGAAAUGCUCGACCUCCGUAUGGAAUGUAUCCAAUGCCGACAGCUCCAUAUCCAUAUUCAGUCGUUGGCGCACCACAGCCAUCUUUACUUUCGCAAUACAUCGCACAACGUUUGCCUCGAUCUUACAGUGGACCAGUCAUACGCCGUACGGCUGUUGCUGCACUCCCUCAACCUUCAGUGAUUGGCGUUGUUGGUGCUCCAUCUUAUGUAACCCCCGCAUAUUACAAAGUAGCUCCGGCUGUUCAGUCAGCGGGUGCACCUAUCGUAAAUCUCACCGGAAGAACAAUUGUCGGUCCCGUUGUACGAUCAGCUUAA